AUGUUCAAUGCUUUGGCAAGGGUGGCAAAGGCUACCUGGGGUCUCAGUUGUGAGGCCAUUGAGAUUAUUUACAAGGGAGCAUUCCUUUCAAGACUGACAUAUGGGCCAGCGGCCUGGCAUAAGGCAGCAGAAGGCUGUGCAAUCAGAAGGAAAUUGAGCACAGCACAGAGGUGCGCAUUACUAAGAUUAACUAAGGCAUAUAGAACUACAUCAACUGAGGCUUUACAGAUCAUCGCUGGAACUCUACCACUAGAUUUAAUUCUAAAUGAAAGGGCCACUCUCUACCACUGUAGAAGAGGAAAAAACAUAGUAGUUGGUAAUAAAGAAUAUUCAAAGAAUGAAUAUAAACAAAGACCUAAAUUGGAUGAACUGCCUAAACCCUACAACCGCAAGGUAAUACAACUAGUGGAACAGAAUGAAGAAUGGCCAUUGAAGAUCUACACUGACGGAUCAAAGGUAAAUAUGAAGAUGGAAGCCGCUUUUCUGGCUAUAAGAGACAAUAAGAUCGUAGAAGAAAAGAAAUUCCAACUGGGAGACGCCUGCUCAGUUUUCCAAGCAGAGUUAAUAGCCAUUGAGAGGGCAGUUCAAUGGUUAGCUGAACUUAACAUUACUGCACCCACUAUAGUAUACUCUGAUAUUAGAGCGGCACUGUGCACGUUAGAACAGUUCAAUGAUACUAACUACACGACAGUGAACAUUAAAAGACUAACAGAGCAGUUUAAUCUAAAGACCCAAUUUGCCUGGGUAAAGGCCCAUGCGGGCAAUCCUGGUAAUGAGAGGGUGGACCGCCUUGUGAAAGAGACCACCCUCCUCACGGAAAUGACUUACAAAAAAAUUCCAAUUACAAGUAUAAAAAAUGAAAUUAGAAAAGUGACAUAUCAUGAAUGGCAAGAUCUAUGGACUAAAUCCACGAAAGGUAGAAACACCUUUUGGCUCCUGCCAUGUGAGGAGGAGAGGAUGACUGAGCUUAGAUGGCACCCAUUCGACCACAUCCUUAGUCAACUUUACACCGGACAUUGA
Molecule: messenger RNA, 1020 nt
Organism: Centruroides sculpturatus (bark scorpion)
Lineage: Eukaryota; Metazoa; Arthropoda; Arachnida; Scorpiones; Buthidae
Exons: 1
Coding region: 1-1020 (339 amino acids)
Molecular function (GO): nucleic acid binding; RNA-DNA hybrid ribonuclease activity
Source: RefSeq, a predicted model, not a curated record